AACGCACUUGCAUCAACGGCAACAACGACCUAAAACGUGGCGUCUCCUCAGUCAUCGUGCGUGCACGUACAUUGUUGCAUUGCCGAGACCAUGGCCACCCGAUCGCCGACCAAGCUGGCUCUGGACAAAGCGAUGCAUCGCCCCGCGUCGCCCAGCAAUAAGAGCCCUGUGAAGAAGGCUCUUCUCAAGCACUGGGAUGCGCAGUCUGAAGGCGAAGACUCAGCGGAAAGCACGCGCGACACGUCCCAACUCCGCACGGAAUUGCUUCAUAAAGUGCUGCAACUCCUCGACCAAGACGCCUCGGUCGUGGACUUCGUCGCCUCCCUCGUGGACAAAGUGUCAACGCUGCCGCUGCAGGACGCCACCAUGCGCACGGCCUUCCUCGCCCAGCUCCACGACGUCCACCCGACCAAGCCAGGACGGACGAGCGGUCGCACGCGGUGUCUGAACCCGCACUCGUGUCGCGCCUUCAUCCUGGCUUGCGCCAACGAAAUCGUAGACUUAGACGAGAACGACCCGUCUUUUGACUACGCCGAGACGUGCGUUGACUCGGAUGAGUUCAAAGACUUGGCGCUGCGCCCCGUGACGCCCCUAAAUCCCCCCCGCGUCCUCCACGUCCAUUUGCCCAACGUCGACUACUCAGAAACGCUGUCGAGUUGCUCGUCGCAGCCGAACGCUCGUACCUCGUCGCCCCCCGCCGAUGUAGCCAUGAGAUUUCGCCGCGUGCUGCGCCAACACUUUGACUACGCUUCGUCGGCCCAUGCGUCGACGUGCUCGAGUGAGUGCGAGAGCGACGAGUGCUUGCAACAUGCUUUCUCCAAAUUGCACCAACAUGCCCAGGACCUCGCCCAAAAACGCCUCGUGUUUGCUGAAUUCAAGCGCCAAAUGCCCAUGGAGCCAAUGAGUCCCCCCAAACGUCAAUUGACGGCCCCCCGUUAUCACCGCCCCCACGACCCCCCCAUGAAAGAGUUGGCGUCCAAGUUUCAAUCGUUCGAAGCCCUCAAGGCUAACCGCAGCUCGUCCCCUGUCAACGUGGGGCGAAAGAAACGUGCGUUUUACAAAUUUAAAACGCAACAUGCAGGGGCGCCACAGCACAUUCACGUGCAAAGUCACGGUCACCGACCAAAGGUUGCAGCGUCUGCGUUCUUGAAAGACUGUGCCCUCAGUGCCCUCCUUGUGGCCCUAGCAUUCAUUGCAUUCGACGAACUUAAGCUUUGGUAAUCAACUUCUCCUGACAGACUAUGUCACUUGGGUGACGUUACGCAAAAUGUUGUUUGGGACAUUAGUCCCACGGGAAGCGGUCUGACAUUGCAGCUGGCUGUGUUUACUGGUUGACA
Messenger RNA from Aphanomyces astaci, 1337 nucleotides. RefSeq lists its product as hypothetical. Lineage: Eukaryota; Oomycota; Saprolegniomycetes; Saprolegniales; Verrucalvaceae. The transcript has a single exon. Bases 91 to 1221 code for a protein of 376 amino acids. The record is from RefSeq and is a predicted model, not a curated record.